CUCCAAGGCUCCAAGCACAUCGGAUAGAGAGUAUUAGGCAACAACGUGUUAACCGGGGCAUAUCCCACAUUCCUGUUGCUGAAGCACUUCGACGAAUUAGAAUGGGGAUUGGUGCCACUGGGGAACGGGAACGCCAACAACGACAAGAUCUUUAUGGUCUAAGCAUUGGCUCUAACAGAACCAAUAUGCCCAGUCAGGUUCCCAUCCCUGAGAUUUUGCCCCAAACUGAAUUAGGAGGCAGCCGACGCCUCCGUUCUCGUCAGUUUUCGAGAGUAUUAUCAGAAAGUGCUGAUUCACUUUUAUCCAUUUCAUCUUCAUUAAAUAAUGCGGAAAGAUUAUUUGAUGACCUUGAGUCAUAUAUUAAUAACCAUCUUUUCGAAACAAGUCAUGGGCAGGCUCUAUCAUUUGGUGGAGGGGAUACUUUUACUGGCAGUGCUUCUGUAGUACAACCAGAACACCAGACUGUAGAUUCUAGUGCUGAAAUCAAUACUGCAACACUUACUGCUUCAUCUUCUGAAAGAAUUCAUGUUUCUACUUCUGAUGUACACCUGGAAAAUCUAAGACAUGAUACAGCUACUGAAAUCAAUUUAACUGGGCCCCGUCCUUCUUCGUCGUCUUCGAGGAGAAGGAUUCGCCUUUCCAGAGUUUUAGAUGUGGACAAUGGAAUUUCUCGUGAAUCUAGGAGGAGAAGAUUGGGUUAAUGUCGUUCUUUCUGCAAUCUAGUUGUAUUGCUAAAUAUUUAAGAUUUCAUUUGUUUAAGUCAGCUUGUUCACUAAAACAUGAAAGUUGCCAUCUGCAAAUUAAAGUUAAUUUAUAAUCAUUCUGCAAAGCAUUAUUAUUGACCUUGGUCAGUUUUAUCCGUUCUCUGUUGAAUGUUGGCUGCUGAUUGUAUGGCUAGGCACAUCUGUAAGGCAUAGAGCAGAUCGUCUUAUUGGUAAGUGUUGUCAAGUCUAUUGCAAGCUUUAUAUGUUUGAAUACGUUGUGCAAGUACACAGACUUCUUCCUUUAUUUUAUUACUUGCUUUCCUUGUGGUGUGUCAUUGGUUUUCUUUUCUCUGAUGACAAAAUCAAUGGGUUUUGGACUAUGAUUUAUUUAUCCAAAACAAUAAAUAUGUGAAAGGUUUUGGAGUGUAAUUGUUUUACUUUAUGUAGUAAUUUCAGUUUUCAUUCUUGGUGUGUGUGAAAUCGCUUUGCAAUGACUAGUUGCCAUAUCAUCUUCACCAUCUUUUAUUCCUUUUUAAGAUGCAAUAUGGAUUUAUUUAUCUUUUUACAGUCAGUAGACUCUACUUGUUUCUGCUCUUAGUUGAAUAUGGGGUUUGGCUUACGAGGAGCGAAAACCACUCCUCUAGUAAAGAUCUUUUUUAUCAUGCUUCUCUGAUUCCACCUUACCUUUCUCUGUAUCCAAAGUCCAUUCAUUUAUGUGAAAUGAAAAAGAAAGUAAUCUGAGUCUAGACACACUCAUGGUAGGAAGAACUGAUGGAAUAGGAGAACACAAAUACCCUGAAUGUGGCAUUCAACUUUGCUUAGUUAUUACUUUUUAGUUUUUACUAUAUUGACUAGGUUAAAAGAAGAUAUAUCAUUGUGUAAUCUUCCUGUGUCCUCUUAUCUUCUUCUUAGCCUGAAUUUUAGAAUAAGAACCCAUAUCAUGUGGCAUACUCCAAUUUUUUCCCCCAGUGAAAUGGACCACUGAGUGCUGUAGACACCCACUAAUACUGUUCUGAGCCUGCACUUCGAUAUAUAACUACUGUUCCAGCAUUAUUUCAAAAUGCAUUACCUUGCACCUAUCUUUGAUUUUGAUGCUUUACAAAAAUAGCUGUGUCAAGAUGCAAUGCCUUCCAUCUUUCUGUUUCUUCAUAGGUACUGUCUAAAGGUAAUAAUUUUUUUUGUUAAGUCAUCAGUAUGAACAUUCAGUGAACCUACUUGCUUGUAGCAAUAGAAUUUUUUUUUUUUUCCUAACUCAUAUUGUGGCAUUCAGAUCUUGUUCUGGAAUCUUCCCCUUGCAACCAUAUCUUCUAUAAUUCUUCUUUGCAGCUGAAAUUUGGGUUUUUCAUGUAUCCUUUUAAAUAAGGGCACUCUAUCCAUAAAUCCAAAUUUGAAUUUUCUUUGGUUAAAGGCCUGCACUGUAAAAUAUUUCGUGUAUAAGGAUAAGCUAGCACAAAAUGAUCAAACUACCGAUCAAUAUAUAUGUCAUAUGGUUCAAAACAUAUAGAUCACCACCAUCUUCUCUCUCUCUCUCUCUCCAACACCACCACUAUCAUCCUGUCACCUCCCAUUCAACCCCCCCUCCCCCACCUUCCCCGUCUCUCUCCUCAUCCACUCUCGCCCUCCUCCAUGGCAGGAUCAUGCCCGACGUCGAGAGCUGGCCGGAAAGUCAAGAUCUGGUUAAGAUCACGCUCAAUCUCUCUCUCUCUCUCCAAUUCCAGUCACCGGAGACCAGAUCUGGCACUGCCAACACCCUCCUCCGCCAGUCGCAAGAUCCAGGUCCAGAUCAUGGUGUUUCUGGUUAUAUUAUGCAUAGAUAUGCAUAUACAUGUAUUUCUCUCUAUAUGUAGAUAGUUGUUCCAAACUUCUUUCUCAGCUCAAGGUAAUCAAAAGAAAUGAACGAGAUAAAGAAAGAGGAAAGAGAAGGCAUCAGUCCCAAUCAUGCACAGAAUUUGAGAUGUAACAGAGAUGACUCACAUCCAAGGCUGCUGAACAGAGACUGGCCAUUUUUGGGCAUGGAAGCUGCAGAUCUGGUUAUGUGUGUGUCUAUCUGUGUGUGUGUGUUUUUUGUUGGUGUGUUGUUACAGUGGAUAAUUCCAACAUACAAGUUUGUGAAAUUUUAAACAGAUAGAUCAGAUCUUUGUAUUUUUUUAAACAGAUAGAGAAGUGGAUAAUUCCAACAGACAAAAAA
This is a messenger RNA of Camellia sinensis, 2892 nucleotides long. NCBI's taxonomy places the organism in Eukaryota, Viridiplantae, Streptophyta, Magnoliopsida, Ericales, Theaceae. The record is from RefSeq and is a predicted model, not a curated record.